UUAUCAGCUGAGCUCCUAAAGUAGGGCUGGUUGGGAAUUGGUCCUCGCUGAAGGAUGGCUUAUCACAGGCACGCAGGGCCUACCAGCUACACGGUGGGCACCAUGUCGGAGCGCUUUGAUUGCCACUAUUGCCGGGACAACCUGCACGGGAAGAAGUAUGUGCAGAAGGAAGGGCGCCACUGCUGCAUCAAAUGCUUCGAGAAGUUCUGCGCAAACACCUGCACCGAGUGCAAGAAACCCAUCGGGGCCGAUUCCAAGGAACUGCAUUUCAAGAACCGCUACUGGCAUGAGAACUGCUUCCACUGCUUUAAGUGCUCUGUGUCUCUGGUCAAUGAGCCCUUCAUGCUGAAGGAGCACAACAAAGUGUGGUGCAACAAGUGCACUAUGGAUCAGGCCCCCCACUGCAAGGGCUGCCAGAAGCCCAUCGUGGCAGGCGACCAGAAUGUGGAAUACAAGAAGACUGCCUGGCACAAGGAGUGCUUCACCUGCAGCCAGUGCAGGCAGGUGAUUGGCACCGCCAGCUUCUUCCCCAAGGAUGAUGAGAUUUAUUGCACCUCCUGCCAUGAGCAGAAAUUCACCAAGACCUGCAUAAAGUGUAAGCAGGCCAUCACCUGCGGAGGGGUCGCCUACCAGGAGCAGCCAUACCACUCUGAGUGCUUUGUGUGCGCCACCUGCUCCAAGAAACUGGGAGGGCAACGCUUCACAGCUGUGGAGGAUCAAUUCUACUGCGUCGAUUGCUACAAGUCCUUUGUGGCCAAGAAAUGCAGCGGUUGCAAGAACUCAAUCACAGGUUUCGGGAAAGGCACCAACGUGGUCAGCCAUGAAGGCCACUCCUGGCACGACUACUGCUUCAACUGCAAGAAGUGCUCCAUCCCGCUGGCCAACAAGCCCUUCGUCUUCCACAGCGAGCAAGUCUACUGCCCCACCUGCACCAAGAAGCUGUAAGGGGAGAAGCCAGGGGCAAAGGGGGCGUGGCCUCACCUCUUCCA
Podarcis raffonei (Aeolian wall lizard) is the source of this 989-nucleotide messenger RNA. Its product is annotated as four and a half LIM domains protein 1-like. Bases 55 to 945 code for a protein of 296 amino acids. The record is from RefSeq and is a predicted model, not a curated record. Gene Ontology annotation, biological process: muscle organ development. Gene Ontology annotation, molecular function: transmembrane transporter binding. NCBI's taxonomy places the organism in Eukaryota, Metazoa, Chordata, Lepidosauria, Squamata, Lacertidae. The transcript has 6 exons.